AUGACCCGGAACGCGCGGCUGGCGAUGCUCGCAGCGGCCGGCUGGCCUCUCUCUGAGCUGCUCCGAGGGGGCCGAGCCCCCUCCGUCCUGAAUGGAGGGCUCGGCGACGGCCCGGUCCCCUUCACCCUUGUGCUCGCGGCGGGCGCCGCCGCCUACGAGUUGAGCGCCAACGAGCUCUUCAACGGCCGGCUCGCCAUGCUCGCCAUCACCGGCUUCGCGGCCCAGGAGUUCCUAUGGGGCACGCCGGUCGUCGAGCAGACGCCAUUCUUCUUUGGGCGUUGA
Messenger RNA from Emiliania huxleyi CCMP1516, 282 nucleotides. RefSeq lists its product as hypothetical. The transcript is spliced from 2 exons. The record is from RefSeq and is a predicted model, not a curated record. Lineage: Eukaryota; Haptophyta; Isochrysidales; Noelaerhabdaceae. The coding region runs from base 1 to 282 and encodes 93 amino acids.